AUGAAAGAAACGCCUACGGGAUCCUCAUCAGCACCGAGGAGUCGGCUGUCUCGGCCAUCUUCCUCUCGUGAGGUUAGUCAGGAGGAUGAGGAGGAGCAGGAGGAGGUACCUGAGGUUCACCCAGAGCACGACAACGAUGCUCAAGACGCACAGGAGGGCGGCUAUCCGGGAGUGUCUUCAGACAUGUCUGUCUUAAUAUACUAUCAUGACCAUGCCGCUCGACAUAUUUGGGACGACGAGGUUGAGUGGGUUAAUGAUGUUGUUGCUGGAUCCGGACUUGGUGGGUUAUGCUGUACCAAAUAUAUUACCAUAAGCCACGGCAUGCAGGGGGCAUUUUUCGAAAGGUGCGACAUGGAGACGUUGUCUUUCCACUUUCCUAUUGGGGAGUUGACGACCACACUGCAUGAUGUGGCCUUUCUGCUCCACUUGCCUAUCAGAGGGAGGUUAACGAAUGGGGCGCAUGUUCGAUUCUCCACCCUAAAGGAGAUUUAUGAGCACCACUUAGUAGCGGCAGCUGGGGCCGAGGAUGAGGAGGAUGAGGGUUUUGUUGAGUACCACCGAGCCUGUGCUCUGCGCAUUGGUUCAUGUUCUUGGUUGACACAUCCCUCUUUGUGGACAAAAAUGCAACCUACAUGGACAUGA
This is a messenger RNA of Vicia villosa (hairy vetch), 642 nucleotides long. Its product is annotated as protein MAIN-LIKE 2-like. The record is from RefSeq and is a predicted model, not a curated record. The transcript is spliced from 3 exons. Bases 1 to 642 code for a protein of 213 amino acids. Lineage: Eukaryota; Viridiplantae; Streptophyta; Magnoliopsida; Fabales; Fabaceae.